This is a messenger RNA of Linum tenue, 2687 nucleotides long. The record is from the annotation of a GenBank genome assembly. NCBI's taxonomy places the organism in Eukaryota, Viridiplantae, Streptophyta, Magnoliopsida, Malpighiales, Linaceae.
CUCAGUGCCAUUAAACCCUAAGCAAUCAAAUAAGAUGAAUGCAUCAAAUCAAAAGUAUAAUUAUUGAUUAAUUACAAUACCAGUAGCAUCCGUUGAAAUUAAUCACCAUUUCAUCAAAUUAUUAUCAUAAAUCACGAGCCUUUCUGGGAGGGAACUCGCAAGGAAAUAAAUACGAAGCAAUUCAUCAGUAAUUAAAUUAAAACGGAAUUAAUUGGGAGAAUUUCCAUGGACGUGACAGAGAGUGGGUGGGAUCAGAAACAAGAUUCCGUGCUGCGUUUUCUGCGCCGCUUUCGGUUCCCCUCUGAACGACUUCUCUCUUCUUCUUCUUCUUCUUCUUCAUUCUUUCUCUCUGUCUAUGUAUAUGCAUCUUCUUCCUGUCAUCAACCACAUCAAUGUCUUUCACACAAUUGACCUUCUUUUUUUUUUUUUGGUUAAAUUCCCCUUUCAUCUUCCUUACCCUUUAUGUGCUUUCCCCCUUCAUUUUCUCCUGGUAUUCUGAAUGGAACCGAAUUUAUCAUCGGCUCUGUUAAUUUGCUAGAAAAAACAGAGUCCAUUUUGCAAAGUCUCUAACCAUCAUCCAUCGUUGUUUUCCUUCUCCUGACAAAGACGCCGAAAACGUGUCUUUCGCUGAAAACCCAUUACGUUGAUUACCCCAUAAUCAAGGAAUUAAGCCAGGAAGCAGAGAAUCAACCAACGAAAAACGAAAGAACCAUCCCCCUUUCCCUGACUCUGCUUUCCAUGUUUCCUGCAACUAAUAUCUUACUGUGGAGCGCUUCUUCUUCUUCCUCGAAAUCUCUUUCCAAUUACUGCUUUCCGUUUCAAUCCCCUUCUGCCGAUUCUGUAUAUUAAGGUUCCUCCUGUCCUCUUCAGGACGUUCCAGCGCGCAGGUUCUCUGUAAUUCCAGAAUCAUGCUUAAGAUAUCAAUACCAGUGGAUGCCAAAACCAGAUCAUGCCUCUGCCGCACCGUUUUCCCGGCCGCUUCCCUCAUUCUGGUAGUCUUCUUCAUCGGCACCUCCGUUCUAGUUCCUGACCACAAACAGUCUGAAUUGCAGGCAUUGACAAGAUCAGAAGCCGUAGGUAGUUUCAGCAAUCUCAAUUCCACCUGCAAUUGCCAGGAAAGGCCUCAGGGAGGAGGUGAAACGUUGCGCCAAGGCAAGGAACCGGAGAGGCCUCAGGAAACAAAGACAUUGCCCCAAAGCAAGGAUCAGGAAAUGCUUCAGGGAAGGCAGGCAUCGGCCGAGAUCAAGGAACAGGAAAUGCUUCAGGGAAAUGAGAAAUUGCCCCAAAGUAAGGAUCAGGAAAGGCCUAGGGAAAGUGAGACAUUGCCCCAAAGAAAUGACCAAGAAAAUCCUCAGGCAACUGAGACAUUGCCUGAAAGUAUUGUCCAUUCCAACAAUCUGAAUUCUGCGAAUUGCCAGGAUCGAGAAAUGCCUCAGCGAAGCGAGACAUUGCCCCAGGGUAUCAUCCAGAAGACUUCAAAUUUGCAGAUGAGGCCCCUAUGGGGAAAUGUCGCCAUGAGGAAACCAAACGAGAAGGCCAACUUGUUUGCAGCAGCUGUGGGUGUGAAGCAGAAAGUCCUGGUGAACAAGAUGGUGACCAAGUUUCUUUCGAGUAGCUUCACGGUGAUGUUGUUCCACUACGACGACGCUGUGGAUGAAUGGAGGGAGUUUGAUUGGAACUCCAAUGUCGUUCAUGUCUCUGCACAUAAUCAAACCAAAUGGUGGUUUGCAAAGCGGUUUAUGCAUCCUGACAUAGUCGCGGAGUACGACUACGUAUUCCUGUGGGAUGAAGACAUCGGAGUCGAUACAUUCGACCCCCUCAGGUACCUGUCGAUUGUCUCGAGCGAAGGUCUCGAGAUAUCGCAACCAGCAUUGGACGUGGGGAAGUCGGAGAUUCAUCAGCAGAUUACUGCUCGGAUCAAUUCUAUAGUCCACAGACGAAUAUACAAGCCGGGAUCUUGCGAACGAAACAACACUUCUCCUCCAUGUACCGGGUGGGUAGAGAUGAUGGCUCCUGUGUUCUCGCGAGACGCCUGGCGCUGCGUUUGGUACAUGAUCCAGCUUUUGGUGUGGGUUUGCAAUUGCAGAAUGACUUGAUCCAUGCUUGGGGACUGGAUUAUCGGCUUGGCUACUGUGCUCAAGGGGACAGAACCCAGAAGAUGGGAGUUGUAGAUGCAGAGUAUGUUGUUCAUCAUGGCAAGCCAACACUUGGUGAAUCAAAGGAUUCUACCCCACCGCGCCCUUUUAAUCCCCGUGAAUUCAACCCUAGAGUGGAAGUGAGGAGACAGUCGUGGAACGAGUACAAAACGUUCAAGCAAAGAUGGGCGAAGGCAGCUGAGGAGGAUAAAUGUUGGAUAGACCCUUACAAUGAUGACCCUCAUAGAAAAUAGUGUACUAGAGAGUCCAUUUUGUUUCUUUCAUUUUUUUUUGUUUUGUUUUGGAAUCCUCUAGAGUGAAGUGGCAUACAUUGAUUCUUGGGGAUCGAAUCGUAAAUAGUUUCGUGUAAAUCCAUAGGACGGGGAACCUAGAUUCUUGUAUUCAUUUGUGAGGCAAAAGAGGAAGGGAAAUUGUUGAGAGGACGCAAAAAAUUUAUGUCCCUAUUUGAUUUGAAUUACCGAUAAAACCAGAAGGAUCAAAGAAUAUUUGUUUUAGAUUACAUAAGAAAGAAAAAAGGUGGUUGUUCUCUCU